Messenger RNA from Rhodamnia argentea, 5573 nucleotides. RefSeq names its product ferredoxin-dependent glutamate synthase 1, chloroplastic/mitochondrial. Gene Ontology annotation, biological process: ammonia assimilation cycle. Gene Ontology annotation, molecular function: glutamate synthase (NADH) activity. Lineage: Eukaryota; Viridiplantae; Streptophyta; Magnoliopsida; Myrtales; Myrtaceae. The record is from RefSeq and is a predicted model, not a curated record.
CAAACAGAAGUCCCUCUCGUGCCAACCAUUUUGUUAUCUUCACUCGCAUCCACAUUUUCCCUCGCUAGUUCUCCUCCUCUCUCUCCCCAUCCAAACACACGCCUCUCCCUCUCGAUCGAUCGUCGGGGCGGCGGCGGCGGCGAUGGCUCUCCAGUCGGUCUCCCCCGGCGCUCAGCUGCUCCACUCCACCGCCAAGCCCAGCUCGGUGCUUUUCCCCAACAGAGGAGGGGCGGGUAACAUCUUCUCCGUCGAUUUCGUCGGCCUCUGUUGUAAAUCCAAGCGGACCAGGCGGCGGCUCGGCGUCUCCGGCUCCAGGAGCCGCUCGCGGCUCCUCUCCGCCGGCAAGUCCGCGUCGCCUUCCUCGGUGAAGGCCGUGCUCGAUCUUGAGCGGACAAGCCAGUCCCUCGGCGAAUGGCCUCGUCAGUCUGGGGACAAGCUUCAGGUUGCACUAUUGGAGGACAUAAUAGCUGAAAGAGGAGCUUGUGGAGUUGGGUUUAUUGCCAAUCUUGAGAAUAAAGCUUCACAUCAGAUUGUUACAGAUGCUCUUACUGCUCUUGGUUGUAUGGAACAUCGUGGGGGAUGUGGAGCUGAUAAUGACUCUGGUGAUGGUUCCGGAGUGAUGACGUCGAUUCCAUGGAGUUUAUUUGAUGAUUGGGCUAGCAAGCAAGGGAUUGCUUCCUUCGAUAAGUUGCACACUGGUGUUGGGAUGUUUUUCUUUCCCAGAGAUUCUGACCUUAUCAGUGAAGCCAAGAAAGUUAUUGUAAAUAUCUUCAGACAAGAAGGUCUUGAGGUGCUUGGAUGGAGACCUGUCCCUGUAGACUCAUCCGUAGUUGGUUUCUAUGCAAAAGAAACCAUGCCUGACAUACAGCAGGUGUUUGUGAGAGUUGUAACAGAAGACAUUGUUGAUGACAUUGAACGAGAACUAUACAUAUGCCGGAAAUUGAUUGAAAAGGCAGCGAGUACGGAAAACUGGGGAAAUGAGCUCUAUGUCUGUUCUCUCUCGAAUCAAACUUUAGUUUACAAGGGAAUGCUUCGGUCAGAAGUUCUUGGUUUAUUUUACUUGGAUCUUCAGAAUGAUCUGUAUGCAUCAUCUUUCGCUAUAUAUCACAGAAGGUAUAGUACAAAUACUAGCCCCAGGUGGCCUCUUGCUCAGCCAAUGAGGUUUCUUGGUCAUAAUGGAGAGAUCAACACCAUACAGGGCAACUUGAAUUGGAUGCAAUCUCGUGAAACCUCAUUAAAGUCCCCUGUUUGGCGUGGUCGUGAGAAUGAAAUCCGUCCUUUUGGUAAUCCCAAAGCGUCAGACUCUGCAAACCUUGAUAGUGCAGCCGAAUUGUUGAUAAGAAGUGGCCGAGCUCCUGAGGAGUCUCUAAUGAUUCUUGUUCCAGAAGCAUACAAGAACCAUCCUACUUUAUCUAUCAAAUACCCUGAGGUGGUUGACUUUUAUGAGUACUACAAGGGUCAGAUGGAGGCUUGGGAUGGACCAGCAUUGCUUUUAUUCAGUGAUGGCAAAACUGUUGGGGCCUGUCUUGAUCGGAAUGGACUUCGCCCGGCUAGGUACUGGCGAACAAAAGACAAUGUUGUCUAUGUUGCAUCUGAGGUUGGUGUUUUGCCAAUGGAUGAGUCAAAAGUUACAAUGAAGGGCCGGCUUGGACCAGGAAUGAUGAUAACAGUUGAUUUAACAAGUGGUCAGGUUUAUGAGAAUACAGACGUCAAAAAGCGAGUAGCAUUAUCAAAUCCUUAUGGAAAAUGGGUUGCUGAAAACAUGCGAAAGUUGAAGCCUGCAAACUUCCUGUCAACUACUACAAUGGAAAAUGAGUCGAUCUUAAGACAUCAACAGGCAUUUGGAUAUUCAAGUGAGGAUGUCCAGAUGAUAAUUGAAACAAUGGCUGCACAGGGAAAAGAACCUACAUUCUGCAUGGGGGAUGACAUUCCACUGGCAGCAUUAUCUCAGAAGCCUCAUAUGCUCUACGAUUAUUUUAAGCAACGAUUUGCCCAGGUUACAAAUCCAGCUAUUGACCCUCUUAGAGAAGGUUUAGUCAUGUCUCUUGAAGUCAGUAUUGGCAAGAGAGGGAACAUAUUGGGGGUUGGACCUGAAAAUGCUUCCCAGGUGAGUUUAUCUAGCCCUGUAUUGAAUGAGGGGGAGCUUGAGGAGCUGCUGCAAGACCCAAACUUAAAACCCCAAAUAUUACGGACAUUUUUUGAUAUACAAAAAGGGAUUGAGGGUUCACUGGAGAAGACACUGAACAGGCUGUGUGAAGCUGCCGAUGAAGCUGUUCGAAAUGGCUCACAAUUGCUUGUUCUCUCUGACAGAUCAGAUGAAUUGGAAGCUACACAUCCUGCAAUACCAAUUCUUCUUGCUGUUGGUGCUGUUCAUCAACAUCUCAUUGAGAAUGGCCUGCGAAUGUCUGCUUCGAUUGUAGCAGACACUGCUCAAUGCUUCAGCACUCAUCAGUUCGCUUGCUUAAUUGGAUAUGGGGCUAGUGCUGUAUGUCCCUACUUGGCAUUGGAAACAUGCCGACAAUGGCGCUUGAGUACGAAAACAGUAAAUUUGAUGCGAAACGGGAAGAUGCCUACAGUGACAAUUGAACAGGCACAGAAGAACUUCUGUAAGGCAGUCAAGUCGGGUCUACUUAAGAUUCUUUCCAAAAUGGGUAUCUCAUUGCUUUCAAGUUAUUGUGGUGCACAGAUAUUUGAGAUCUAUGGAUUAGGGAGAGACGUCGUUGAUCUGUCAUUCCGUGGAAGUGUUUCUGUGAUUGGUGGACUGACACAUAAUGAGCUAGCAAGGGAGACAUUGUCUUUUUGGGUGAAGGCUUUUUCAGAGGAUACAGCGAAGAGGCUGGAGAAUUUUGGAUUUAUACAGUUCAGACCUGGAGGGGAAUAUCAUGGAAACAACCCAGAAAUGUCAAAGUUGCUGCAUAAGGCUGUUCGUCAGAAGAGUCUAAGUGCAUUCUCAACUUAUCAGCAGCAUUUGGCCAAUCGUCCUGUUAACGUACUGCGUGAUCUUCUAGAGUUUACAAGUGAUAGGGCUUCUAUACCAGUCGGAAGGGUUGAACCUGCAUCUUCCAUUGUUGAACGGUUUUGCACUGGUGGAAUGUCACUUGGAGCAAUCUCAAGAGAAACUCAUGAAGCAAUUGCCAUUGCAAUGAAUAGAUUAGGAGGAAGAUCAAAUUCCGGAGAAGGUGGUGAGGAUCCCAUCCGCUGGAGCCCGUUAACAGAUGUUGUUGAUGGUUAUUCUCCAACACUGCCUCACCUCAAAGGACUACAAAAUGGGGAUACUGCUACCAGUGCUAUCAAACAGGUUGCUUCUGGGCGAUUUGGUGUUACUCCAACAUUCUUGGUCAAUGCUGACCAAUUGGAGAUCAAAAUUGCACAGGGUGCUAAGCCUGGUGAAGGUGGCCAAUUACCUGGGAAAAAAGUCAGCGCGUACAUUGCAAGGCUGCGUAACUCUAAGCCUGGGGUUCCACUUAUAUCUCCACCUCCUCACCAUGAUAUAUAUUCUAUCGAGGACCUUGCCCAGUUGAUUUAUGACCUUCAUCAGGUCAACCCUAAGGCCAAGGUAUCUGUAAAGCUUGUUGCGGAAGCUGGAAUUGGUACAGUUGCUUCCGGCGUUGCAAAGGGGAAUGCUGAUGUUAUACAGAUAUCGGGCCAUGAUGGUGGAACUGGAGCUAGUCCUGUUAGUUCAAUCAAGCAUGCUGGUGGACCCUGGGAACUUGGGCUGACAGAAAGCCACCAGACUCUGAUUUCUAAUGGACUUCGAGAAAGGGUAGUUCUACGGGUUGAUGGUGGCUUUAAAAGUGGAUUUGAUGUUUUAAUGGCUGCUGCAAUGGGUGCUGAUGAAUAUGGGUUUGGUUCAGUGGCCAUGAUUGCCACUGGAUGUGUUAUGGCUCGCAUUUGCCAUACCAAUAAUUGUCCUGUUGGUGUUGCAAGCCAGAGGGAAGAAUUGCGUGCCAGAUUUCCUGGUGUGCCUGGUGAUCUUGUCAACUUCUUUUUGUAUGUUGCGGAGGAGGUGAGAGGCAUGUUGGCACAGCUCGGUUUUGAGAAGUUGGAUGAUGUAAUUGGAAGGACAGAAUUGUUAAAGCCUCGUGAUAUCUCGCUUGUGAAAACCCAGCAUCUUGAUCUGAGUUACAUUCUCAGAAGUGUAGGGUUUCCAAAAUGGAGCAGUACUGAAAUUAGAAAACAAGAAGUUCAUUGUAAUGGUCCUGUGCUGGAUGAUGUUGUGCUGGCAGAUCCAGAGAUAUCAGAUGCUAUUGAAAAUGAAAAGUUGGUCAGUAAAACUUUCAACAUAUACAAUGUGGAUCGUGCUGUUUGUGGACGUGUGGCUGGUGUGGUGGCAAAGAAGUAUGGGGACACUGGCUUUGCUGGGCAGCUGAACAUAACAUUUUUAGGGAGUGCUGGGCAGUCAUUUGCUUGUUUUCUAACUCCUGGAAUGAACAUUCGACUUGUGGGGGAGGCUAAUGACUAUGUUGGCAAGGGAAUGGCUGGCGGUGAAUUGGUUGUAACUCCUGUCGAGAAUAUUGGUUGUUGCCCCGAGGAUGCUACAAUAGUAGGGAAUACUUGCUUGUAUGGAGCUACUGGUGGCCAAGUUUUUGUUAGAGGGAAAGCUGGGGAGCGAUUUGCGGUGAGGAAUUCUCUUGCUCAAGCAGUGGUGGAAGGUGCAGGAGAUCAUUGUUGCGAGUACAUGACUGGAGGUUGUGUGGUUGUGCUGGGAAAAGUUGGUAGAAAUGUAGCUGCUGGAAUGACCGGAGGUUUGGCAUAUAUUCUCGAUGAGGAUGACACUCUAAUACCUAAGGUGAACCGAGAGAUCGUAAAGAUCCAGAGAGUGAAGGCACCAGUUGGCCAGAUGCAGCUGAAGAGCCUUAUUGAGGCCCAUGUUGAGAAAACUGGCAGCAGCAAAGGCUCGGCAGUUCUCAAGGAGUGGGACAAGUAUCUACCACUCUUCUGGCAGCUUGUUCCGCCAAGUGAAGAAGACACUCCGGAGGCUUGUGCAGAGUACGAGACAACAGCCGCUGGACAGGUGACCUUGCAGUCUGCAUAAUUUCUUUGCGAGUGAUGAAGCAUGUGAGUUAGAGGCAGCCAGCCAGCAUUGUACAGAAAAAAUGAAUGUGAAUACAUAGCUGUGGUAUCGUUAUUCAAUUGAUGGGUCAGGAACACCUGCUACUUUGAGGUGGCAUUUUCGAGUUUGGAAAGAUCAACAUUGCCGGACCAAAGAACAUGGUCUAUACCUCAAAAGUCAUUCACAUCCGGGCUAGAGCAGUUGUACAGAUAGUGGGAGAAAAUGUAAAUUCGGGUUUUUUGGUUUUCUGUCACGUCGAAGCUUCUGGGAAUUUGAUUGAGAAGCAAUCACGAGAGUGCUUCGGCUGGGAUUACAUGAGUUCAGCCACAGACAAGCAUUCAGUGAGUGACAAAGUGAUCUGUUGUUUCUCGUCAGUUAUUCUCUCCCUCAGAUUUACUCGCCUGAUGAUCCUUAAUCAGGAACUUGUAACCUGCAUUACACAUUAUAUUGGGGGUUCCGUAGUUUCACCAAUAUUUAAGAGACAGAAAGAAAAUAAACAUGAGUUUUUGGAGGUUUGCAA